Porites lobata is the source of this 14470-nucleotide messenger RNA. NCBI's taxonomy places the organism in Eukaryota, Metazoa, Cnidaria, Anthozoa, Scleractinia, Poritidae. The record is from the annotation of a GenBank genome assembly.
AUGUCGAGGAUUGAGGACUUGACCCAUCUAAACUGCCCAAUAUCACGUAAGCAAAUUAUAUUGCAAACUAUUAAUGUCCAUAAGUUAUCUUUUUUUGAAAAUAAAGAUAGACUGAAAAGCGUUUACUAUGAUAAUAGCUGAAAUCGAGAUGAAAGGCCAACAAUGAAUAGAAAGGCCAGAUGGUUAACAGUCCAAGGUUUGAGCUUGUAAGUACGGUUCGAUACUGUAGUGUAAUGUGUUUGGUACAGUACCGUAUCCUUACUAAACACAGCCUGCCAGAAUUUUUUUUUCAAACUUGGUAUAGUAGAUUCCCUUAGCGGGCCCUACGUCUGAUUGUAGCUACGGUUCAUUGUUGGCCCGAUGCUCGCCAAGCAGGGUUAUUUAUUCAAUGCUCUUGAUAAAUGUGUAUAUCAUGUCACUAUCUUGGCAUAAUAGGGGAGAGGAGGGGGCAGGGGAGUCCAAACCCGCCUCCCUUAUCGCAUCUCCGCCCCUUUUUUCAUGGUUUCCUCCCUUUAGCCCUGUCUUGAGAUGCGAAAUAUCGGUUGCGUAAUUCCCCCUAUUUUACCCGCUUCCCACUCUUUUGGGGCUCCCACCUUCCGUCCUUUCCUCUCCCACCUCCCUUACCCCUUCGUCCCCUAUUCUGCUGGUCUCCCACCCCCCUGAUUCUCCUACGUGAUCGUACCAGUUAUUUAGAGCUUAUGAAACACUUGGUGCGCGUUUUAGGAGAGUUUGUUUGGAAAUAGGGGAGGGAGGGUGCGGGGGCUGAGAGCUUAUUUACAACUACCCUUAGGAGGUUUUGUAACCCUCCCUUGUGUUCCAAAGGAUUUCCUCAAAAAGACAUGGUUUCUGUGCACCUCGCGGCUUAAGAAAUGCUGCGGUUCUUGAAUCUACUUGUUAUUCAUUUUUCGAUAUAAGGGCACAGAAUUGUCAGUGAUUAAAAAAAUGAAGCCAAGUCGGACCUUUCAGAGCGAUAAAACACUGAUAAGAAAUGCUUGUCAAAAAGGCCGUAAGAAUUUUCAUUAAUUAGAGAAAAAUAAAGCUUCAAUAACAGUAAUGAAUUGAAAGGCACAGCUUUGAUUCCCAUGCGGAGUCAACGGACAUCGAUGCAGUUACUUUAUCCAACGAAAAACCUUAGAAAAAAUCUGGAUAAUUUUAAUCGCUUUAUUCAGAUGUCUUUAUUCUUUCAUUUUAUGUUACUUUAUUCUUUCCCAAAACCCUUACCCUAUUUAUGACCAAAAUCUUUUUCGUUACCCGUUUAUGACCUGUACUGAAAAGAUACCCUAUUUAAGACCUGACCCUUAAAUUAAUAUCCAAAGUUCAGACCAAUGUUAAAAUUAGGUUAGGGGACACGAUAAGGAAGUAGCUUCUUCUAAAAAGGUGCCAUUCAAGACUACAGUGCAAAAAUCGUUAAUUUAUGACCAAAAUUCGAUACCCAAUUUAUGACCAAAACGUUUAGUCAUUAGGGAGUACCCCCCGGACCGCGUUGACAAAUUCUUUUAUCCAAAGGGGAAAAUGAUGCCAGGCUGGAAUUUCGAACUUGAAAUGUUUAGUCAGCCCCUAAUUUGUCAAAUUCUUUUCCGGUAAAACUUUCGAUCCUUUAUAUGAUCCUAAGUUCUGGUUCAGCAGAUUUCAUCGUAAACUGGGGAGAUCAUUUACGUGUCAGCAUUUUUAAAAUUUUUUUUAAAUUUUAUUUUUCGUGAAUAAAAUUAUUUAAAGUAAGUAGGCUUAGUACACUUUGUGUUGACCAGAGUUAACCAAUGUGACCGAUACAUAUUUGCUUUCACUGUUCUUGGCAAGAGUCUUGCACGAAAAGGUCACCUCUCAGACCGUAAAGAAUUUCCGGUUAUCUUCAUUAAAAUUCAAUCAACAUAUAUAAAGUGUACAAAAACCGAAAAAAUACGUGUAAUACAUCUGGACCGAUAAAAGCAUAACAUCAUGAUACGAGAAUUAUUCUCUGCGUAUUUUUUAUGCACUGAUUUCGGUACACUUUAAGUUCUUUCCACGAUGAGUGGCUUUUAACGUUAUCUGUUAUACUGUUACUAUCGUGGUUUUGGUGAGAUAAGAUUGUCUGUCAGUGAUGUUUUCAUUAAUAAGUAAGGUAAUUGUGACAGUGCUAUUAGCUUGCGUGAACGGGUGUUUAAGUUACCCAGAUCGUGACCUUGUCCAGUCAAGAGUUUUGAAUAGUCAAUGCCGGCAAAUAACAGACGAAAAUCUGAACGUCAAGACUAUGGGGCAAAAGAAUUUUAAAACUAAGAUCACAAAUUUUCUUAAAAUCCCUGCAAAUAUUCUCUUACGCUCAUCAAAAGUUCUAAUUAGUUUUAAUUUCCUCUCAACUGGAAAGUAACAUUGCAAAGAUAAGGACUCAUCGUGAAGAUAUGACAAGUGUGAUCUUUUCGGAUACGAUCGGCAUCUACCAAUCACAGCCCAUUCCUGAUUGUUUAUUAAGCGAGAGAGGGAAAUUCAAUAAUUUAGAUUGCCAGGCGGACAAACGCGAACAACGACACCCUUUGUAUUAACGUGGAAGAUUGCUACAGCGCCGACUGCAAGGUAACCUUGAACUUAAAAGGAAUCCACGUGAUAGCAUGAAAAACUUGUGUCUUGUAUUUGUAAAAUGUGAUAUUUUCCAGUUUGUUGCUGACGAUACUGUUCUUAACCAUGGGACGUACAGGUUUCCGUUACUCUUUGAAAGUUUUUGGCGGGCUACUCAGUUGAUAUGAUAGUCUCCUGUAACGAAAGCUUUCGCUCGGGCAGACAACUCGUGUACAAAUGAAAAAUCUGUGAUAAAAGCUUAAUGAUAUUUGCCUAACGUCUUAAAUUAAACAACCACGCAUUUUUAUUCUACUGAUUACACGGUCAAUAAAUCUCGGUGUUCCCUUGUCGGCGGUCUUACAUUCAAAGUCAUGGAAAUCGAAUAGCUGACAAUAUUUGGUCGCGUUUCACCGCUUUGCGGCAACUUUGAACAGAAACUGGCAAGUAAUGAGGUUUAAAUUUCAAAUAAUUUAUUUCACAUCAAAAUUUAGUAAUAGAGGAAUGGCAUCCAAUAAAUUUGAAACAGUUGAAAAUAAUGACGGUGGGCUAUCUAUGGUUUCUCUCGUUUCGGGAAAGCUUUAUAGGAAGUCGUAAUUCUCCUGGACCGUUUAAACAAAACGAGAGGCUUAAAGAUAUUAUAACCCUUAAAAAUAUCUCCCAAACACUCAAAAAAUAACAAUCUUAAUUUCCACAAAGAAGCUUUUGUCGUAAUAAAAUAUCUGGUAAUCAUACUUCUUGCAACAAAAACACUGAAUUUGAUUACCUUUGUGAUUAAUACAACUAAUAAAAAUCUCUUAAUAAUGAAUAAAAAUACUCGUUUUGGCGGCCCGACUUAGCUUCUAAAUUAAAACUACAAGCUAACGAUUUUGGGUUACAACAGUAAAUUAUUCCAGCGACCAUCAUGACUAAAAUUAAAAUUCAGGUCAAGAAAUCAUGUCUCGCUGUGGUAAGUCGGUUAAGUCUACCAUGUUUAAAAUCUUAAAAGUAAAUUGCUUCUUCUUGCAGAUACAAAAUAACGGCUUAGGAAGCGAUUAAGUAUUUUGAAUGGGCGAAAUUCUCUUGCGGUCCGCGGGAGUCUUUCAUCCCUUUAAAGAGAAAUAUUCUAACUGUUCCGCCCUCUGUUUUUUUUUUAAGUUAUUGACUGUGUUCAUUUAAAAGAUUUUUAUUUUACUGUGAUCCGUUCUUUUAAGUUGUCGUAUACUUAAAAAGCCAACUAGUGGUCUAUUAUCAAUGCUGCGUUCUGAUUGGUUGAGCGACUACUAGGCUAUAUGUUAUAGCCCACUAGUAGCGAAAAGCGCCGGCUUUGAGAACCAAAAUAAUGGCGGCUGAAUCGCGUUUUGCUAGCUAAAGUUGCUUUGUCUCGAUAUUUUUGACCAACUAGUUGGAUUUUACUAAAACAAUUAUUCCUCUCGACCUCAUGGCCUCUGAGUCAAUAGCCCAUUCGGCCUUCGGCCACAUGGGCUAUUGACUCAGAGCCCAUUCGGGCUCGAGGAAUACAAAGUAUACCACAAGCUAUACUGAAUCAGGUUUUAUAAUUUUGUUUCAAAAUCCAAAUGGACGCCACGCGCUUCCAUUUUCGAUUUUCAUAGAGUGCCGAAAUAUCAGUUAAAGCCACGUGGCUAGCUUGCCAAUACAGCUGUCUCAGCGAGCCGGAGAGACGGCUUGUAUUCGCAGGUUACAAUACUAGUAAAAAAUAAAACACUCGUGUGCCAUUCCUCAAUGGUGAUUUGGGUAUCACAGUCGUCUCAUUGCUCCAAAGUAGCGCAACAUUGGGGAAGAAUAGAGUCACACUUCAGUGAGAACAAAGGAGUUGAAGAAUGAAUGUAAGAAAUUUUCAAGAAGAGUCAAGAGAAAUGGGUUGUUUACCAUUCACCAAAAUUGUCCGGGAAAUCCGGUUGGAAAGUGAAUGGACCACGACUUUUUGGAUCGUUCCAGCGGAAAAUUUGCAGGAGCAACGAAACAUCUGAAAAGGUAGUCCUGUUUUUCCGGGCGGAAUAUUCCAAACGGAAAUUAGUGUUCCAUUUCUUCAAAGUCAACUUUAAUACCGGUUUCAGGCCUUCGCGGUCGUUUUCCGGUAAAUGGAUCUGAUUUGUACAAAAUUAUUAAUGGUAAACGUGAUUCCGGGACGAAAUUCACCACGGUCGUGAAUUUUGCGUACCAUUUGCCCAGGCCUUGGACCGACUGGUUUGCCCAUGUAAAUGGAACACAACCAUGGUGUCUGUUUAAAAACUAACGAUUUGUGACUAGUGUUGAAGCCACGUGCCUCUUCCGAUAAGAUAAUUAACUACGACUAAUUCAAUUAACAAUUAACUGGCAACGACUUCCCCUGCGGUACUGUCUUUCAAGUUAAGAUCCCGACACGAGCCUUGCAAUCUUGCCUCCUUGCAGUCUUGCCUGAUGAAUUCUGUUUCACAAUUCGAUUGAAUUCUACGUACUCACGGCGCUGAAGUGUCCCGCAAGGCAAUUCUUUUUCAGAAUGAUUCUAUAUUCACUUUCGAUCGUGUUCAAAAAGUCUUUUGUCAUUCCAAUGCUUUCGAGCUGAAGUUCCAGAGUCUGUCCUUGGAUAUUUACGCCUGAUAUUAUAAAAACCCCUCGAGAGGUCCUUAUCAUUCAUCAAGAGCUCUUGCUUUCAUCGGCGGUAUUGGAAAGGUCCUCGAUUCUUAUUUGACUACAGAAAAAUUCCUUGAAUAUUUACCAUUUGUUUUUUUAAAGAUUUGGUAGAGUCGGACUAAAGCUGCUUUAUUUUAAAAAUACCUCAACAUCCUUCUUUCAGUUCCGCAAAGCCACAACCAUCACUUUUAUAAUACAGCAUAUUUAUUUCUUUGAGGGGUUAAAAAAAAUGAAAAUAAACAAGCUGUUGUACAUUAGAUCAAAAAACCACGAGCCCAUUCUAAAGCUCUUACGCUUUGCAUUAUGGAAACGACGGUGCUAUAAGGCUAAUUUGCUAUCCAUAUGAUUUGAGUUAAGCGAUCAAAUUCCAGCUAGUUGCAUAUUCGUAGAGAAAGGAGGAAGAAACAACAAUCAUCAAGAGCUUAUCCUUGCUUGAGAUCAUACAUUGUACUUACAGCUGCUGAUUGAUAAAUCAUUAUCUCAUAUUUAAUUUACAACACCAGCUGCAAAGGACCACAGACGAAUCUGUCGAAGAACGUAGUAUCUACAAGAAAUCUGAUCAGGAAAAAAAAACGUUGGAAAAAAAAACAAACAAACAAACGACAACAACAACAAAAAAAAAACACAGAGACACGACAGCAAUAAAACCUUAACAGAACGAUGUUGUAGCCCAAGAAUUCUCUUUUGCAUAGUACGAUCAGCCUAGCAGAUGUACGUGUGUUCAAAUCUUACCUUUACUCGAUUUUUGAACUGUUGCGUGGGAUUCUCAGUGGGUUGGAGUUAUUUACGGUUACGGCUUAAUAUUUUGGCUUCUCUCACGGUAGCCUCCGUAGCAAGCGUUUCCAAUCGAGUUAUUGCGCGAAAGUUACGGCUGUUCUCACGGCUAACGGUUGAUUUCUCUGCCUUAUGGUUAACAGACGUCAAAUGAAGAAGAAAAAUCAUUUUUUCUAGCUUAACGAAGAAACCGUUGUCUGAUUUUUUUGUCUAUCGAGGCCUUCUUGUAGGCCCGUAACUCGUAGGCUGGUCAUUUUGGUCAUGGUUGUUGUUUAUGUUCUUCUAAUAAUUCUAUCAAUAUUGUAGACUCUUGUGAAGAGUAUAUGCAGUUAGAUAAAAGAGAGCUUUACAUUAUACAGCCCCUUCAAGGCUCGUAGAGGUAACGUAGUGAAUGUCAGAGGUGUAGACCUUUUUUAAUUUGUACAAUAUGCUUUUUUUCGCCUCUAAAAUGCUCUAUAUGUCUACUAAAAUGCUCGGUCUACCCCCCAAAAUCACUAAAAUGCUCGAUAAUGCCCAUCAUACAGAGGCUUUUUCUUCUUUAUUUCAACGUGAAAAAAAAAACACGAUUGAGUUGUAUUCGAAAAGCAACAAUGUAUUCAUGGUUUUAAUACAGAAAAAAAAAUAGUCCUCCGUAAACGGUUGUUUUAGGGUGGCAUUCGAAUUUUGUUUUCGGAAUUUCAACGUUAAGUAUUUGUUUUUUCUUAAUUUUUUUUGUUUUUAUUUUCUCCGAAAAAUAUAAUAAUUUUCCGGGAAAUUCCAUUAAAAUGCUCAAAUAAUGCUUAAUGCUGUUGCCUCACUAAACUGCUCGAAAAAAUGCGAGCAUAUUAAAUGUACCGAAGUCUAAAGAGGUGCACUGGGUGUGAGUUAAUUUUUUGCAUGAAAGCAAAGUUCUCAGGCCCAGUGGCUUUUGCAUCAUCCAUGAGCCUAUUUCUAUCAAGUUUUUUGCUUGGUUUUGCUCAUCUGUUCUUAUUGCGCCCCAUAAUCAAGUAAAUAUAGUGCCACAUUGACGGACCGGGUAAAGAGAACUUGAAACUUACAAAGGUGAUCGAACGAUAAGAAUAUACUCACUGACAGAAACGAUGCAUUUAGCGAACAAGUAGACUCUCCUAGGCACUUGGGAAUAACAUUUGAUUCCAACUUAACGUGAAAAAACCACAUAAUCGAGGUUUGUUUGAAAUCAUCAAAAUCAGUAAUGGGUACCUUGUAUAAAGGAUAAAGGGGGACAAGUUGUCAAAAGCCAUACUCUUGUUAUCGGUUAUUACACUCCGUAUCUAUCAAUUCAGUCCCUUAUGUGGUGUUCAUGUUUAGGGUUAAACUUUUCCCUCAUUGGGCUUACACCAUUAUUUGUUAUACGGAAAAGUUAAUCAGAAUAUAUCUUCUCGGAAACCAAAUCCCAUUCAAUUCGGCGGAGUCUUCUUUACAAAUCCCUCAAACUACUUAUCCUCAAUGAUAUUAUUCACAGGUUCAUCCCUAUUAAGACAUUUUUGACCUUGGAAAGACAGAGGCAGCGAUUAAAACAGGAGGGUAAUUGAACGUCUUUGGAUCAAAGUCUCGCGUUUCAGUAUGAUCCUCUCCGCCCUCGCCGCGUUUUCGAUACAGUUUGAUAAUGGCGUUUACCAUUCGAUACAAUGAAUUCCUCAGUAUUUUUUCCUCAUGUGGCUUUAGCUUCAUUGUCAAGAGAGGAUAAAGAUAAAAGAUAUAAUGUUUCAUAAAAAUACUGAGAAAUAGAUCCUUUAAAAUGGUCACGACACAGAAACUUAGAAUUACCCGAAGCUUCUGAGAAAUAUAAGAAACAGAUAGAAUACUUAUCAUAUCGUUACACUUAUCUAGAGGUUCGAUUCCCAGGGGCUGGAAAAUAUGCCUUUCAAGAAGUUAGUAACAGUUGUUAGUGAUAGAGGAUAGGAGGACGUUCUUUCGAAGCUUAGAAUUGCAUAUUUUCUACUUAAAUUGUUUGUCUUGCCUUUUUGUCUAGACAGUAAAACCAUGGUUUAAAGGAUAAUGAAUAUCCAUUUUUGAUUAUUGAUUUUUUUUUUGAGGAAGUUGGGACGCGUUUUGAACUAUAACGAAAUAUAUAUGAUUUAUUUCAUUUAUAAUUCAUUCCCUUCGCUAUUUCCAGAGUAAUGAAUGCAAAGCCUAGAUUCCAUCCCAUUUUAAACCGUUCAUAAAUGUACUAAACCAAACAAAACUCCAUUGCUAGUAACUGAAAUGACCGUUUUGCAGAAGAAGUCGAAAAGGUCUUAAAUCAACUCUUGAUCAACCUUGUUUCAAGAAACUUCAAGCCAACUGGUUCAUAGUGAUUUUCCUGUUACAACAACUGGUCAAGGUAAAGCAGAGGUACAUUCGCGUAGGUCUUAGGCAGCGACAUAGCCAUAUCACAAAGAAACAGUCGGCUUGCUUGCUUUCUUGAUCGACUACAGGCAGCCCAAGCUCACAUGAGAGUUUAAUCGUCUCGUAUUGCAUAAUCCUUAACAUGGCCGUGAAUAUAAAAGUAUUUGUACGGAAAUUCAGGUAAAAGAUUCAAGAAGAUAAAGACACGCUAGAAUUUUUUGAGUAAAAUACACCUUACCUUAUUUACUUUACUUGUUUUUGCUUGCUGUGUGGUUAUUUUCCCGAUCAAUUGCGAUUUAAGCGAUUUCCUUUCACCCCGAGUUUCCAUCGACUUCACAAGACCAGCUAACCUGUGCAGACCACGUGAAAAACUUUCCUACGGGACAGGGAGCCGGGAGAUUUGAGACCAUGGACUCAGGCCAUUAUUUUAAUAGCAGCUAUAAUUUAUUAAAGACGCACCUGGAUUAGGAGCUACCGUUUUAACUUUUCUAAUUUGAGGUCAUGUCGUUAUCGAAACCUUAAAGUCUCAGUGUUCACAUGUUAUUUCUCCAGACUGAUCUAUAUACAUUUCCUUAAAGAAUUGGUUGAGAGAAUUUAACUGAAUGAUCAAAGCAUUUUCUCUUUGGUGAUCACUUCUUUUAAUUCUCAUAACCUCUUCUCUUCAUGAUGUAAUGAUAUUGUAAGGAGAAAAUAUAUGUUUGUCACAUCUGGGACUUAAAAGGUUAAACGUUUUAUCACCAACAGGUUACAGUGCAUGCUACUGCAUGUGCAUCUAGUCACACCUCUGGGUAACAUCCAUGUGGCACGUGUUGUUGUUUUUUUACCGUUGUUAUUUCAUGAUUUUUUUAAAAUUUCACUUGACUAUUGGGUAAGUUUUGGGUACUAUCGUGUAAGACACACCUGAAAGCAUACAAGUUGUUUGCUUAUGAGGUGACCUUUUGUGAUAUUUUUCUCUCAGUUGCAUCGUUUUAUCCUGUGAAGAUGUUGCAAACACCUCUACAUAUUUAUGCGCUCUUGUUGAUGAGUCUACUUAUCACCGAUGGAGUUAACGGGAUUCACUUCUUCAAAGGCGCUCCAAAUCAGUUUAGAAAGCGAAAGUCUAUUGAUAGAGAGCCUGACAAUUCAUUGGCGUGGGUAAGUCAAAGUUAUAUUACAUUAAUUAAUAUAACUAACGUACUUGCUUAUACUUAAAUCUUGAGUAGCGUGCUCUCGGGAUUAUUAAACGCUUCAGAUAAACCAGUUUGUUCUGCUUGUGCACUUUUGCUGCGAUAUUCCAGGCUUAGACCACAAUCUCACCACCGGAAACGAGAUGACUGUAUAUUUAACCACGGUUGCCUACCACUCUCUUUCUCAAAGGGUUAAACUUUGAUGUUGGUUUAAAGCAGCCUAUAGACGAUUCUUGAAUUUAUUUGACUUCAACGCUAACCAUAAAAUGAAAUUAAUUAAAUAAAUAUAAGAGUGGCUUACAAGAGAAGAAAAUUGAUAACUAAGGGUUAACGGACAUUGACAUCUAUGAAUAAUGACGGCGGAAGGUCUCGCAAACCAGUUUAAGAAGCGGCACGAUAGGGCAUGUUCUCAACCCGCCGUCGCUAUUGCAUUUCAAACUACUAAACGACUUUCGAGUGGAAAGGGCGUCACUAACAUAUUAAGCAUAUUAAAUUAUUUGAGAGCAUUUGCUUAUAGGCAUCCCGCAAAAUAAACGUUCUAUGACGUGAUUGGUCUGGAAGGUUUUUUCAGAUACGGUAAGAUCGCACCAAAAAGCAACACUGAUACCUAACCGUUAGGCGAAGCGUUCAACUGUUUAACCGUGUUGUGGAUUUUGCAUACGUUAUGGCCUUAUUUUAUUGGUCAGAGUGAAAACACGAUUGAAUGAAGGGGCUUGCCAUAGUGUCUAAAAAACGUGGUUUUGUAAAUCAGGCAGCAAGAACAAAUUGGUUGUACCACCUGAGUUAAUAAAAUGCCUGAUUUAUCAUCGUAAAAAGAUUGAAAAGCUGACGUUUCCAUAUCCUUUUGCGAUCCUUCUUAACCCGCUUCCUAAGGUUAAGACAGGCAGGAUUCAGGCUUUACUCCGUGAUACGAGAGCAGUGCUCAGAGCUAUGAAGCCACCUCUGAGCUGCUCACUUUACGAAUUCGUAAUAUGACGUGAAGGAUGAAGAAGUGAAAGUGAAAAUAUUAAAUUUCAUAUCGAUUCAUAAAUUUGAAUUGUGAAGGAAAAACUGAACACGUGAAAGAUCAUCGCACUUUGUGCGCAACCAUAAACUCAUGAUUGAAUGGGACUCGAACCCAUAUAUUCUUUCACGCGUUAAAUCUUUCAUCCGCAAUUCAUAUAUAUGAAAUUUCAAAUAUUGACUCAGUUUUAAUGGAGCAAUUAUUAACUAUACAUUAGGGCUAUUAGCGCACAUUCGAAUACCUUCACUUGCGAGCUAGGGCCACAGGCAGACCACCCUCUGUUAGUGGGGGCCGUUGUUGAUUGAGAUUAGCCUGCGUGGCAGGCGUUUGAAAGGGAGGGGAAAGGGAGCUUUAAGAAAGGGAGUUUUAGUAUCUUGAACAUUGAUGCCAGUAAGACAGUGUAACGGAAUCGCGAGGUUUGACCUCGGCGGUUAUUCAAAUAUUGAUCUCGCAAAAUAGAGCUUAAAACAGCACGGGACGGCGAAAAAAACAUGACACAUGGCUCAGUUAGCAUUUUCUUCAAGCUUUUAUUGAAAAAUUUGCUUUAAAUUCUGCAUUUUGGAACAAAUUAUAGCCACCGUAUUGUUCAUAUGUAUUUGUUCUAACAAAAGAUCGUUGCUCAGAUUUCAAUCAACAACGGCCCCCACUAACAGAGGGUGGUCUGCCUGUGCUAGGACUAGCUUGCAGUCGUGUCUUAAGCCAUAUCCACACGAAUCCAGACAUUUUUGAAACCGCAUAGCCUUAAACUGCUCUGGAGAGCGGUUUCAAAACACAUGCGGUUUCCGGCGGUGCCUGCUUCGCUGGUUUCGUGUGGACUGAAGGCCCAUUAGUGUAAAAAAAAGUAUUUGGUUUUAAAAAUAUCCGAAUUCUUGUGGGCUUAAUCUUAUAUUUAAGUCUAGCUGCGGUUACGCUUUUCCUUGGAGCUUCCCGUUGGGAAAAAGCUUGAGUUGGCCGCUAGCUCAUUCUGGGUUUUAAUCAAUUCUAAGGGGAGGAUGCACCAGUCAGUUGCGCCAUUUCUUAGUGGUGUACCCUCUCCUAAGAAAAAUCCUGGAUCCCCCCCCUGAUUUCAUACAUAUAUUCCACGGUUAUACGCAUAUAAAUUGCCCUUGGGCCCGAUUUGGGGGUAAACGUCCUUCUAAACUUGCAGGAAAAAGAACUGGCCCCAGUUGUUCAAAAGGUGGAUAGUGCUAUCCAUUGGAUAAAUCUCUAUCCAAUGGAUGGCGUAAUUGGUUUCCCUAAUACUUAUCCGCUGGAUAGCGAUUUAUCCGGUGGAUAGCGCUAUCCAACGUUUGAACAACCUUGGCCAGGUGUAAAUCGUUUAACGUUUUCGUUUUCCAUUCGUCCCCUUCUUAUUUAAACUGAAACGCAUAAAUAAACUUUAGCGAAAGUGAUUAAGCACUUAUUUGUCAGUUUUCUUUCACUAAUCCUCCAGACAGAGUACUUGCAGCUUUCUUUAUCAUAACACGUCACCUUUCUACGCGCCAGCCAAAUUUUGUAUUGGUUUCAGAACAACUUCCCUAAGGAAUGAUCCCCGCCCUCAAUCUGCCGGUUUUAUCACAAUAGUGCAGCUAGGCCCAGCAGAGCCAAAUGUUGCUGAAGCGCAGUUCUCUUGUCUAGAAACAUAUAACUGUAGCUUAUAAAAUGUUCUUGAGCCUUUAUUCUGAGAUCCAGGUAUGAUAACACAAAUGACACUCUAAAAAUUCUAUAGAAAUCUGAAUGCAACCGUGGAUUUCUGUAAUGUUGUCCUGGAUUAGCGCUGAUCGGCCUUUCAGAGACAAGGGAUAAGAUCUGUCACUAAUUACAAAAGAAGCUUACUCACGCCGUCCCUCUAGACAGUUAGAUUAAACCUUUAAUGAUUAUAUAAACUAAGCAUGAGAACACCUCAAAGUGGGACCCACCGGCGCCACCGCAUAGGCCACUCUUUCAUUUAAUAUGAAAACAAAACUCUGAAUGAACCGUAGACGGAAUGCAUUAUCGGUUGACUGUAUAUCAAUCAAUCAAUCAAUCAAUCAAUCAAUCAAUCAAUCAAUCAAUCAAUCAAUCAAUCUAUCUAUCUAUCUAUCUAUCAAUCUUUUAUUUGGCCACGUAAUCACUAAUGUAAUACAUCUAUAACAUAAUCUAUUAGCAGGAGAUCUCUGCAAGCUCAGCUGAGCUUUUCUAGGGAGGUCCGCUUUCAUUUAUGCAUUACAAACAUUCGCAUUGAAAACGGUGGCUUUACAUAUUAUUAAGCAGCAAGAGUAUUACACUGUAUAUAUGAUGCACUAUGUAGAGUCAGUAUAUUUCUGUUCAACAACUUUUUCAAUUUUCUUUUAAACAACUGCAAUGACUUAAUUUCCUUCAAACUAUUUGGCAAACUGUUCCAUAUAAUAGCUCCUCUAUAUCUAACUGAGAAACGUCUAUAAUUAGUUCUUUCAUACUUAAUGUGUACUUUGUUAGCGGACCUUGUAUUAUAGGAAUGAAUAGUAUUAUUCUCCGAAAGGUAAUCUGAAAAAGAAGGCGGCAAUUAUCCUCUAAAGUAAGAAUACAUGAAUAAUGCCAAUAGAUAAGAGUUUAACUCAUAUAUUGUUAGUAUAUUAAAAAAAAAAAAAAAAAAUAGGAAUAUAGGCCUUGUUUCCUGUGUAAAUUUCGCAAAAUCAUGGAAAUUACGCUAUUUUCCUCGAGCAUAGGACUGGUUGUUCGCCCUAUAUGUAAGGUAAUCCGGAUUGUGGAAUCUGUGAAUUUUUUGCUUGUGAAAUCCGUAAUCCUGGGUCCAGUUAUUCGAAGGCCCGAUUAGCGCUAACCCGGGGUUAAAUUUUAAUCCGGGCUUCUUUAAUUUUCUUUUGUUCAAACGGCAUCUUCUAGGAUAAAAUUUCGUUACUACCUUUAUAGGAUACAAUCAUCAAAUUGUAGACAAAAAGAAUGAAACUGAAUUUGCCUUGUAAGCUUUCAUGUCUGAAUUCAAAUUUGGUACUGACCCUGGGUUAUCUUAACCCAGCUUUGAACAACUCGGCACUGGGGUUUGGAAUCUGGAAUUCGGCUUCAGGAAUCCUGACAAUGAAUCACUUAUAGCGCGGAAUCCAGAAUCCAAGACUUUCGUGGAUCAAUACCUUACAUGGGGCGAAUGCUAUUAACAAAGCGAUUGAAAAACCCUAUAAUGUCGUCGACAGUCUAAAAUGAACGGCUAUGUCUUAUGAAAAGUGUACUACGACAGCGAUAAAAUUUUAAGAUGAAAAUUGAGCGUAAACAGCAAGCGUCUCUAGUGUUUGGCACAUGUUAACUCCUCUAGAUUUGAUAUCCCCUUUUAGUUCUUCUAAAAAUGGCUUUGCCGCGAGGAUAUUGCUGUUAUAAGUCAAUUCUUCCUAAACUCAUUACUUAGUGCCUUUACUUCAACACAGAACGCUCCUGUAAAGGUAUUAAUCAUAACUAUAACAAAAUUGUCAAAUCUGGUUGGCUCUCAACUGCCCUGAUUUCAGCCUUAAUUGGACAGUUUAAUAGGACAGUACGCGUCAUGCCUAAGUAAUUGGACAGUACGCGCCAUCACGCGCGCGCUUAAAAUGGCUUUUUUUUUCACUGCUAGUGUAGAGGUAUUAAUCAAACAGAUUUCAUCAGGGAGCACUAACCAUAAUAGUAUUUUGAUAAUUUUUGCUGGCACAGCAUUAAGCAACUUUUUUCAAAUUUCAAUCCACGUCUAUCCUUGCCAUCUGUUUUAACUGACGGAAGGAAACAGUUUCAAUGUCUAAAUACAUGUAUUUUCUUAAGUAACACAGCAGCACCAUUAUUUUUUAAAUUCAAUUGAUGUAAAAAAAGUUUUAGCUUUAUAAAAAGAUAGCAGAUGGCGUGGCAUAGCACAUGACGUGACAAUGCCCCUUUAAAAACUUCAAUUUUAUGACGCUUUUUCAUUUGCUGUGUUGUUUUGUCUUCACAGUGUUCUCGGUCGUGUAAUACAGCCAUCUGUCGAGUGAAGGCAGUUGACGGGAGGUCUGAUCGUUACUACGGUGAUUGUGACUGUGGGGUACAUUGCUAUUGUGUCUACAGUGAAACGCGGGGCAGCAAUUAUUUCUACAGGUGUACACCAGUAUAA